Malaya genurostris is the source of this 2915-nucleotide messenger RNA. RefSeq names its product lipoyltransferase 1, mitochondrial (gene Lipt1). NCBI's taxonomy places the organism in Eukaryota, Metazoa, Arthropoda, Insecta, Diptera, Culicidae. Gene Ontology annotation, cellular component: cytoplasm; mitochondrion. The transcript is spliced from 5 exons. Gene Ontology annotation, molecular function: lipoyltransferase activity. Gene Ontology annotation, biological process: protein lipoylation. The coding region runs from base 392 to 1609 and encodes 405 amino acids. The record is from RefSeq and is a predicted model, not a curated record.
UUUCAUCUUUCAAAUCUACUACUAACCAAAUCGGCUCAACUGGGAAAUUAAACAGAAAAGCAAUAUUACGAAUCACCAACUUUUUUGUGUAUAUGUGAAGAACUAUCAUUACGUGCUUUCAUUUGAACUAGUCAUGAAAAUAGAAGUGAACUGAUCUGUGCUGUCAAAGGACACUACCAACCUGUAGCGAAGAAAAGUAAUAUAAGUUUUAAAAUAAUAUCUCUCAUCAAAAGCUAGCAUCAAAAGCAAUCAGUUUAAUAGUAUUACUGGAGAAUUUCUACAGUAGAUAUUACGCAACGUGCGAGCCAAACACCCAGAAUCAAGAGACCCUCGGAAAAGUGAAAUUAUAAUUAGGACAAAGAGAUCAAAAUAAAACAGGAAGAUAUCCAAGAUGGCCGCCCUCAUUCUUCAGCAUUGCAACACUGUCGCACACUCGCUCUGCAAGCUCUAUGUGGCAACGGGAACGACUACAAGUCUGCUAGCGCGUACUAUUACCACCACCAACCCGGUGCGGAAUCAAAACAACAACAGCGGAAAGGGCAAACAGCUGUCGACAGCUGACGUGAAGAAGAUCCCGGACAGUGAUGUGAAAAAAUCCGUUUUCAUCUCGCAGUCCAACGACAUCUUCACCAAUCUGGCUCUCGAAGAUUGGAUUUAUCGAAACUUCGAUUUCGCUCAUCACCACAUUUUGAUGCUGUGGGUUAACAAGCCGGCCGUAGUCAUUGGUCGUCACCAGAAUCCGUUUGCUGAAACCAACGUUUCGGCACUGAUGCAGAACGGUGUUGAGCUAGCUCGUCGAAAUAGCGGCGGCGGUGCAGUAUAUCAUGACUUGGGUAAUUUAAAUUGUACCUUCUUUACGCCACGUGCUCGCUACGAUCGGAAAUACAACCUGAAUCUGAUUACUCGCGCUUUGUAUCGCGAGUUUGGCAUUAGCGCUGACAUAUCCGACCGAGACGACAUCACGUUGAUGGGUAAAAAGGUCUCAGGAACAGCCGCCAAACUGGGUCAACCGAACGCUUAUCAUCACUGCACAUUACUCGUCGACUCGAACAAGCUUCAUGUGGGUGAAUCCCUCAUCAAAGAUAACGCUGAAAUUAUUAGUAAGGCCACCGCCUCAGUUCCAUCCCCGAUUAAAAAUUUGGCCGACGUGAACCACACUGUGAACAUCCAGCAGCUCUUAUCAGCCAUUGGAUACGAGUUUCUGCGCACCCCGGCUACUCAACUAACGGACGGAGGUCGUGACCUGCUCAUGAAACAGCUUGGAUUCCAGUUGAUUAACCCGUCGGAAAAAUGGUUCCCCGGUCUCAAUGAGCUUCGGGAUAAUUUUGCCUCCUGGGACUGGCGCUUCGGUAAGACGCCUAAGUUUGCCGUGCAAAAAAGCAUACAACUAAAAACGGAAGGAGACAAUCAGACAAAUGAGAUGAAAGUCAGAGUAGAAGUUGAAAAGGGACUCAUUCAGGAAAUCAAUCUCAUCAUCUCGGGUCAAGAACCGAUUCCAGUAAUCUCGAAUUUAGUCGGCAAACCAUACAUGGAGGACUGUUUCAAUGGAAUCCUGGAGGCCAUGAAAGGUGCUAGUGCAGAGAGCAUGAAGCAUGCAAUGGGUUUAUGAGAUCUGGGAGACAAAUGAAUUUUUGAAACUUCCGGUGAACACAUCCGUGCAAUGAAUCAUCCGAUUUUGUAUCCGGCAACGCUUAUAAACGCCACACUAUCUUUGGAAGUCAUUAACGCUUGUUCAUCAACAUUUUAAAUUAGAAUGAAGCGCGAACACUAAUCCUACUUUUAUACUGCCUUUGUCUAUUCUUUUUUUUGUUUCAUUCAUUUCAAUUUCCUUUGUUAGAAAUAUUAACGAAGGUGUAGUAAACAACUGUCGAAACAAAUCGUAAGCGAGGUGAUAUGCUAAUUCGUUGCUUAUACCGUCGCUUUCGAAGGGUAAGAAAAUUAUUUUCUGUUUCGUUUUAAUGAAAGACUGAUCACAAAAAAACACAUAUGCACGAAUAUUUGAGCUAGAGCAAAAUUUUUCAGUCUUCUCGCACUUUCGUUUUCGUCACUUUUCACAAUUCUGUAUGUAAUUUGAUCUUGGUUACACCAGUACAUCACCGUCCUACGUAAAGGUGAUUAUACAUGUAACGGUAAUGCAGAGAAAAGAUGUAUAUGAAAAAAGUUAUAAGUUCUUUUUAUUCAUUUAUCAUAUAACUAAUACCGAUUUUCAAACACAUGAUAGUUAUAUGAAAUUCUUAACCAUUCAGAUUGCAAACUUAAUUGCUUGAAAAUCAGACUACAAUUCAUCUUUAAUCUUCUAUUAUAAGCAAAAAAGUUGGAAAUCGUUGCCUAAUAUAUAUUAAUAUUAUUUGAUAAAUUGAUUAGGUUUUUAAGGCAAGUGUAUUUCAUUUGUUUGAAUAGAUUAUAUCUCUUAUCCAUCUACAUUAGUCUUCUAGUUGUUAACUAUAAACAACAUUUGGAUUUUUUUUUCAUCCGUAUCAAAGAAUAGAUUAAUCAAGAAUACAAAUCAUAUCAUUUAUGUUUAGAAUGGGUUGAUUUUGUGCGUUUGCUGCUUACUGAAUUUCAGUUCGAGUUGAGUUCAAUACCUUUUCCUCUAACCCAAAACAAAAUAGAACUGACACUAGACUUAGGACCAUAUUCAUAUAGCUAUCAGGUCUUAUGUUGACUGAUAAAGUUUAGUCUGUUUAUAACUCGUAUACUAAUCGAAAGUAAUAUAUCUAGUAGCUGAAUCUGAGUACUAAACACACGCAGGGUGCAUCCUUUGGAUUACAUAAAGCGCAAAGUCCAUUUUUCUAAUAGUGUUUUUCGAAAUGAUGAUAAGAAAUAUUAUUAAGCUAAGAAUUAAGAUAGUUUAGCAAUGGUUUUUCAAUCGCGUAUAUAAUGAGCAAAAUAUAAACGAAAUGUAUACAAAAUAA